Molecule: messenger RNA, 1491 nt
Organism: Aspergillus luchuensis
Lineage: Eukaryota; Fungi; Ascomycota; Eurotiomycetes; Eurotiales; Aspergillaceae
Product: arylsulfotransferase family protein
Exons: 2
Coding region: 1-1491 (496 amino acids)
Source: RefSeq, a predicted model, not a curated record
AUGGCUCGCCUUCUUUUCGCCGCCUGCAGCGCCCUGCUGCUGGCCACGCAAGCAGCCGCCGACACCUUCCCCUACAGCACCUACCGCACCGCUCCAUACACCCCUCCCCAAAUCAAGGUCACCAAGUCCGGCCAAACAGACCCGGGUUAUAUAUUCGUCGGUCCCCGUGGAAAUCAGCCGCAAGGAACGGCUGCCCUGAUAUACGAUGAGGACGGCCACUUGGUCUACCAGGGGCCGGAGGAGGUAACGGCCAACUUCAAGGUGCAGAAACUCUUCAACGAGGACGUCAUCACCUUCUGGGCUGGUAACAUGAUGGAUCUGGGUUUUGGAUACGGCACGGUUCAUAUUCUUGACAACACCUACCGCGAAAUCUACACCGUCACCCUCCAGGACAACUUCGUCUCGCCCGAUGGCGCCCCCAGGGAUUCGUACAUCGAUCUACACGAGAGUCAUGUGACGGAUCGCAACACUCUCUUGGUCACGGCCUACAAUGUCACUCAGCAUGACUUGUCCUCCAUCGGCGGCAAGGUGGACGACUACAUGCUCGACGGCAUGUUCUUCGAAAUCGAUAUCGCGACCAACGAGAUCGUGUAUCAGUGGAGCGCAUUGGACCACCUUCAGGACAUCCCCCUCGAGGCCUCCAAGCAGGGCUUGGGAGCAGAUCAGGGGACGCAGGACAAGCCCUGGGACGCUUACCACAUCAACUCCGUCGAGCUGAUGGAUGAAGGAUACAUCAUUUCGCUGCGUCACUACUGGUCCGGUUUCUACGUUCACAACAAUGGGUCAGUGAUGUGGCAGCUCAGUGGUGAACGCAACGCCGGCGACUUUGAGAUUGAUGACGGUGCCAUCUUCUCCUGGCAGCACGACAUCCGUGUCUACCACCAGACGGAAGACAGCAUGCAAAUCAGCUUGUUCAACAACGCCAACACACCCACGGAUACUGUCGACGCAACCACCGGCUUGAAUCUGCACGUUGACCUGACCAACCGCAAGGUGUCCACGCUGCGCACGCUGAAAGACUCGAGUGACGUGAUACACAGUGUCAGCCAGGGCAGCUACCAGCUUCUCAGUGAGGAGACGUCUCACGUUGUGCUCGGUUACGGUUCCAUCGCGAAAGUCAAGGAGUAUGACGCCCACAACAACGAGGUGAUGACGGCGCAGUUCGGUGACGACAAUGCGGUGGCGUCUUACCGCGGCUACAAGUGCCAGUGGAAGGCGACCCCCUUCUGGCAGCCCGCCGUGGCGAUCGUGCGGACGACGUCGGAUGCGGCUACUCUGUUUAUGAGCUGGAACGGAGCCACGGAAUAUGACAACUGGGCCAUCUACACGGCCUCGUCGGCAGAUGCAGUUGACCCGACAUUUGUCACGUCGAUCAAGCGCAACGGGUUCGAGACCACGGCGCAUGUGACGGGACUGCGCACCAACUGGCUCCAAGUGGUUGCUCGGAAGGGUAACAUUCCUCUGGGGACAUCCGCCAUGGCGUACUUCUAG